AUGUCUUUCUUCGAGCUGAACGUCAAGAUCUUGAAGAUCUCCGGUCUUUGGGUGCCUCUCGACGCGAGAAACUACAGACGAACGAUGUGCCUGAACUUGAGCAACGUCUUUUACUCGAUGGUGUUCUUCACGAUAGCGGAAUUCGCCGCGGUGCCAGCAUCCGCAGCGGAUCUCACCGAUCUGGUGAAGAACCUGAACAUGUCCGUGUCGUUCCUGCUGACCUUCUUCAAAGUCGCCGUUUGGUUCGUGCGCAGGAAGGAGAUCUUGAACAUCAUGACGAUCUUGCAGUCGACUUCCAACAGCUUCGAAAACGCUCCAGAAUUUGACCCGAAACGCAUCGUGGACAAAGAGCAGAAGAUCAAAGACGCCCUCACCAAGACUUUCUUUGUUCUCGCGUUCACAGUACCCACGUCCGCUUGUCUCUUAACUUUGGGCACGGUCAUCGUCAGCGAUGACUUCAGCUUCAAGUUACCUUACCGCAGCUACGUCCCUUUCAAUUACAGAUCAUCAAAAUUUGCUUACAGCGUCGCACUGGUCUACCAAUGCUUCGCUCUGUUGAGCUGCGGCACGAUAACAGUGGGUUUCGACAUGCUCUUCACCAGUUUGGUCAGCUUCACCAGCGCCCAUCUGCAAAUCCUCCAAGGCGCCUUUCGAACCAUCAAAAUUCGUUGCGUCAAUCAUAGAACCAAGAACGUUCGCAAAGACAUGGAACGGGAAAUGAUCAAAUGCGUUAAACAUCUUCAACUGAUAGUCGGCAUUUGCGACGCCCUAGAAAACAUCUUCACCUACUUGAUCUUACUACAAAUGGUUGUUUCUCUAGUAGUUUUCUGCACUUGCCUCUAUCUAAUCUCUACAAUGCCAAUCACGAGUCUUGGUAACGAGAUUGCUUACAUGCUGGCUAUAGAAAAUCAGUUAGCAGUCUAUUGCUACGCAGGAAAUAAACUCACAUCUAGAGGCGAAGAAAUACCUUUCGCCAUCUACGAAAGCGACUGGUUCGGCGCCACAAAGCGUUACAAGAACGAUAUGAUUAUGACCAUGAUCAGGAUGGGAAAACCCAUCUACUUAACAGCCGGAAAAUUCACCGUCCUCACGCUAUCCACUUUCGUUACAAUUGGAAGAGGCUCUUAUUCUCUUCUGGCAAUGUUGAAGAAUAGUUAG
This is a messenger RNA of Nicrophorus vespilloides, 1158 nucleotides long. RefSeq names its product odorant receptor 4-like. Gene Ontology annotation, molecular function: odorant binding; olfactory receptor activity. Gene Ontology annotation, cellular component: plasma membrane. The record is from RefSeq and is a predicted model, not a curated record. The coding region runs from base 1 to 1158 and encodes 385 amino acids. NCBI's taxonomy places the organism in Eukaryota, Metazoa, Arthropoda, Insecta, Coleoptera, Silphidae. The transcript is spliced from 5 exons. Gene Ontology annotation, biological process: sensory perception of smell; detection of chemical stimulus involved in sensory perception of smell.